Molecule: messenger RNA, 3917 nt
Organism: Biomphalaria glabrata
Lineage: Eukaryota; Metazoa; Mollusca; Gastropoda; Planorbidae
Exons: 4
Coding region: 1-1581 (526 amino acids)
Source: RefSeq, a predicted model, not a curated record
AUGUUACAUAAAGGUUACAAGAUCAAAGGUGUAUUUCUUCAUUCUAAUCCUGAGUUAUCGACCCUUUCUGGGCUUCAUACUUCAAAACUGUCCACUGGCUUGAUGGUCAAAAAUAAAGGGUCGUCCAAGUGGCAGAGCGAUUGGGACAAAAUGCACUCCAGUAAACAGACCAGCAGUACUCCUGGUCUUCCUCCUGAUGGAACAACUACCAAAACCAAUGUCAUGUCUAGUACCAGUACUCAGCCGACUUGGACAGAUUGGUUUGAUAGCCGACCUGACGCUGACGGAGAUGCAGAACUAACGGAUACUAUUUUGAAAAAGUACGGGAAAAUCUGUGAGAAAGGUUACGAGAUUAGUGGCACCGAGUGUCUACGGAAUAACGUCCUUUAUUUCAACGACACCUCCCCCCGGGGCUCCGUCCCUGACACUUUGUAUUACUUCUGCAGCAAGAGUGGCGUGUGGUGCAGGAACAGGGACCAGUAUAACAGCAGCACCACAUGUGGAGACUACGCCAUUAGAUACAAGUGUAAAUACUCAGAAUCCGGAACGAACAGUGACUCCGGGAUGUUUCCCCAGUUUGACGUCAGGAUUUACAUCAUACUGGCUGUCGUUCCGAUACUCAUUUUCAUCGCCCGUCUCUUGUGGACCUACGUUUUCAGGAAUCGCAGACGGAGGCUCCGAGAGGAGAGGCGGGCGAGGCGCCGGGCGCAAGGGAGAUAUGACGACGAUGAAAGCUCGGCAGCACCGGGCGCUGCUAAGCCCCCUCCCUCGUACCAGGACAUUUUCGGAGAGCCCGGCCAUUUCAAGACUUCCGUGUUUGCAAUAUCGCGUGAGAACUUGCCGAUUUGUUCCACUUGCCGUGGACUUCCAUGCAGUGUGGCGAGAGUGAUCCAAAGCGGGGGAAUCAGGUCUCAGAAAAACAGUCCGAUAAUUAGAUCUACAACGAUAACCGCAGAUCCUGAGGCCCAUAACACAAGUAGCUCUCCAAAUGAAGACGAUUCAUCCACUUCAAAUGUCUAUGCUAACUGUGAUAACUCUCAGGUCUUAGAGCAUUCUGCAGCAGAGGCUGUGCUAGAAAGCCCAGCUACACAGAACACAGAAGAUUUUGUUGAAAUAGAUCUAACUACACCUUCAUCUUCCAGAGAAGGACCCGCAGCCACCUCCGGAGCGACUCAGCUCGUGCAAGUAGAAAACGAACUAUUACCUCAGGGAUAUCAGGCAGACGGACAAGCCUCGUCUUCGCCCCAACAUAGCACAGAAGCAAAUUCCACUGUAUGUCUGUCUAUCAGCCCAUUGAAAUUACAUGCACCGCCUCUAAGCAUUUCACAGCCGUGUCCUUGUGUGUGUCACAGAACCAUUCCUUUCAGUCACUAUAAAGAAUUAGGAUACGACAAUUCCGCCUUCUCUACGGAAGGGGAUAUUACUCGUCCCUUUCCCGGCAUGCACGUGCCACCAAUCCCAGACAUUCAUAGGACGUGGUCGCACGUGUCAGUCAUUACCCAAUCAGAACUCCCGUCUUAUGAAGCCGCACUAGAGCUCAUGAACAAAGAAACAAAAGAGUCUGAAGAUGGAGGUAGCUGAACAUAAAUAAUCAUUCUAACUAUGUACGAACUUGAUAAUUAGUUAACUGACGUCAUUAACGCCGCAGGAUAUUAGCAAUGACACUGAAGUCAUUGUAUAUUUGUGAGAAGGUCUACGUAGGCGAUUAACUGUUUAAAGAAACAAAACGGUUUUGAAACAUUUGAUUUUUGUAGGCCUAAUUAUAAAAAUGGCCUUCACCUUGCUCUAAAAAAAAAGUCUAAACGUAUUAUUGUGAUCAUAUUGUGAGGUGUUUUGAUAAACAUUCUGUCCCAAGAUCUUUCAAUGCCAACUAAAACUAUUGAAUCGCAACCGAUACAAUGGUUUGCGGACAUCAUCUUUUUUUCCCUCGAGACCUAGAUCUACUUAUUCCUUAUGCUGUAUUAAUAAUUAGAAGUACCAUAAGGGCCAGAAUGAAACCAGUACUUCAAUAAAUAAGAGUUACAGAAGUAGGAGGCCUACACCAAGCAGGCAACAGUUGAACAUCUAGGUCUAAUUUAUUGUAAGUUUUGUCGUCUGCGCCUUCCUUCGGCAAGAGCUUUUAUUUUCAAUUAUUUUGGGACUCCUAUGUGUAUCUUGCAACACAGACCCCCGCAUGAGAUGCAAACUAUGCAGGUAUCAACUGGGUCUGCAUGGUCAUGUGAAACACUUCACUGGUUCUUCGGAAUCGAACUCAAUGCUUUAAAGUAUGCUGUAAAAUGAACCACGUUCAGAUGAUAGCCUACACAGUGUGUCCUUAAUGAGUGUGUGUAGAACACAUUAGCCUACUUUGUCAGGUAGACCGUUUCUUGCACACUACUUAGUGCUACCAACUCUAAAACAAAGCCAAAUAAAUAGGCCUACAAAAAAGUUUAAAAAAAAAACACCUGCAGUUAGUGAAACCAAUGAUAUGAACUCUAAUCAAAGUUGUCCCAGUUAAUAACUUAGAUGCAUAUAUAUAGCGUUGGUAUCCUAAUGAUAUUACAGUUCAUGUGCAUUUAGAUAUACUGCACCAUGCUGGAUUUCUUUUUUUAAACAUAAGACAUACUGCAACAUGGGGAAUUUCUUUUUUAACCUGACACACAUCCAAUUGUUUUAUGUUUCUUUGAGCCAAGCUUGAGACUUAAAUAUAUAACCACUACUUCAUUGUUUACCAGCUGCAGUGACACUGGAAUGGAUUUUUUAAAACAAUUUUACCAAGCCUGUGUUAGUGUGUAGACCUUUAUUAUUUAUAUACAAAUCUAUGAUUGCAUGUUGUUAUUAUAGACAUCUGAGUUUGUGGUGUGACCAGUAAACAAAAUAUUUCUUUUCAACUUUGUUAGCUUCUAUAAUAAAUUUUAAAAAACUUAAUUUCCACAUUUUUUAAAAAUCUCUUCCAAGGUUGCAAGCUUUAAAUAGUUUAAACUAGCUGAGGAUUUGGAAAAAACAAAAUCAAAGUUUUCUUAUCGUAUGAAUAUAGAUUCUAGAUCUAGGAUAGAUCUAUUGUAAGAUUACUACAGUUUAAAGUGUAUAUCCAUUCUAGUUUAUUUUAACUUAAGUUUAACAAGUCUAUCUUAACAAGUAGCACACUCAAAGAGAAUGAAUGUUUUAUAUCUUGUUGAAACAAUGAUACAAGUUUCUUAUUAAAGCUAUUCAUAAUUUAAAAUACAAGUCUUAUGGUGCUUUUAUAGUCUCUUAUAGAAAUAUAGAGAAUGUAUGUUACAUUGUAUAGAGAUAUAGACAAUGUAUGUUAUGAUGAAUAGUGAUGUAGAGUUUCUGUUGCUAUUAUAGCUUUGUUAAUCUUUUUUUUUUUUUUUUGCCCUGAGAUGGCAAAAGUGUGCAAUUGUUUUUCUAUUGGCAAAAAAAAAAAAAAAUUAAAAAAUGUAAACUAUGCUAAAAUAUAUCAGAUGCAUGGCUUGAAUGGGAAUUUAAAGUUGGCCAGUCAGGUGUUGACCAAAACAUUCCAUCAGUUUUCAGGUAACAUGAUUGUGGAUGAAGCUGUAAGGUAUUAUGAUUGUGGAUUGUAAGAAGUGAGCUGCCUGUCUGUAUGGUACAAAAUGUGUCUCUAGAUUCUAAAGAUAUUACUGUUAUGUUGUGACAGAAAACUUGUGAGAACUUUGAUAAAACUCUCAUCUCAUUUUUUGUAUUGUAAAUCUUUCAGUUUUACUGUGAAAAUAUUUCUACAUCCAUUUCUAGUGUUUAUUAUGUAAUAUAUCAAGUAUAUGUCAUAAUAAUCUUGUCUUGCUGGUGUAUACUCUGAACCAAAUGUCUAGACUAUGUCAAAACUUGAAAUCUAUCUGUGAUGUCACAAAUAUAUAUUUUUUUAUACUAAGAAUUCGUCUCUUUGUUUUUACUAAAUAAAGAUUUUUGUUUUCAUCUGA